Molecule: messenger RNA, 189 nt
Organism: Ilex paraguariensis (yerba mate)
Lineage: Eukaryota; Viridiplantae; Streptophyta; Magnoliopsida; Aquifoliales; Aquifoliaceae
Source: the annotation of a GenBank genome assembly
GUGGGUAGGGCUUUUCUUUUGUUUAGGAUUGGCAAGAGGAUGGCUGCCUCGGCCUCAAAGCUGUUAGAGAAUGCGCUCUUAUCAAUACAGGGACGCGAGAGGAAUUCCUCGAAGGUAGUACUAAAGGGAUGGGGCAUUACCGGUGUUAGCGACGGAGGGAUUGUUUGCAAGAGAAGGUUGCCCAGUUAA